Messenger RNA from Aegilops tauschii subsp. strangulata, 2055 nucleotides. The record is from RefSeq and is a predicted model, not a curated record. NCBI's taxonomy places the organism in Eukaryota, Viridiplantae, Streptophyta, Magnoliopsida, Poales, Poaceae.
AUGGAUGCGACGAUCGGCGACCCGUUGUUAGCGGCAUCCGUGGAGCGGGCGUUCGAGAAGCAGCCCCUGCCCGGGUUAUGGGAGCAGGUGACACCACGGGCAGUGAUCGUCUCGGUGGUGCUCUCAAUUGUCUUUGGCUUCGUGAUCCUAAAGAUCCACAUGUCGACCGGCGUGGUACCUGGUAUGAACAUGGCAGUCAGCGUCCUCAGCUUCACCUUACUCAAGUGGUUUGUCAGCUUGGUUCGGACGUGCGGCCUCCCAACAUCGCCUUUCACGCGCCAGGAGAACCUAUUGGUGCUGACCACCGUCGUUACAGUCAUCAACUUGGCCAUCACUGGUGGAUGUGCCUUGUACAUCGUAUCAAUGACCUCUGUUGUGGCAAAGUCACUUGGUGAAGAGUCAGAUCCGAGAGAUAUUGUUGAUAACUUUCCAACAGGGCGAUGGAUGUUAUUCCUACUCUUGAUUGGUUUAAUGUCUAUCUUCAUUAGUGUUCCCUUUAACCAGGUGAUGAUUCUUGACUACAGAUUACUCUUCCCGACAGGAACAGCUCAAGCUCACCUUAUUAACAGUUUUCACACCCCUCAGGGAGCUAUCGUAGCAAAAAUGCAAGUUGCGACGAUAUUUAAACUUUUCGUCGGUAGCUUUUCUUGGACUUCGUUCACUUGGUUAUACGCUUCAGGAAAAGGUUGUGGAUUUUCAAGCUUUCCCUUGUUUGGACUAGAAAUGUAUAAGAAGAGGUUCUUCUUUGACUUUUCUACAACAUUUAUUGGCGUGGGAAUGAUUUGCCCACCUAUGGUAAAUAUUACAUUACUAGCCGGAGGCAUCACAUCGUGGGGGUUUUUGUUCCCUUUUCUCGAAACAAAAAGUGGGCAAUGGUAUCACACUAGUAGUCCAACAAGUUUAGUUGGAUCAAAUGGAUACAAGGUCUUUAUUACAGUUACACUUAUCGUUGUUGAUGGUAUUUACAACUUCAUUAUACUACUUAUCACUGCCUUCAUUGACUUCAGACAAAAACAACAAGAAACAGAUUCAGUGGUGGGGAACUACUUGAGAAAACACCCGAGUCUUAAUUAUGAUGACCGUAGAAGGAUUGAGGUAUUCCUUGAAAAUAGAAUACCUUUUUCCAUACCGGCGGUUGCAUAUGUGGUGUGUGCAAUAAUUUGUGCAAUUAUUAUCCCAAGGAUGUUCUACCAGAUAACUUUCUUUAAUGUCCUUACAAUUUACAUUAUUAUCCCGGUGCUUGCGCUCACCAAUACCUAUGCAACUGGGCUCACGGACUGGAAUGUUGCAUAUACUUACGCCAAGUUCACGAUCUUCAUCGUCUCAGCAUGGGUUGCCAAGCCUGGUGCAAUUGUCGCUAGCCUUGUAGCAUGUGGGCUAGUAGUGUCAGCCCUUCAUGUUUCCUCUCAAGCAACACAAGACGUGAAGACAGGUUACAUGACACUAACCUCACAACGAGCCCUGGUCAUCAUGCAAAUUUUGGGUAUAAUCAUUGGUUCAAUUCUUACCCCAUGCAUCUUCCGCGCCUUUCAAAACACGGCCAAGGCGCACAUUCCCAUUGGAGCACCAGACUCGGAAUACCCAUGUCCAUAUGCUGGGGUUUAUCGUGCCAUCGCGGUGGUUGGCACAGGAGGUGCCAAGGAGCUCCCUGACCAUUGUCUAAUGUUUUGCUUUGCUGCAGCUUGCUUUGCCAUUGCAGUCAACACACUCUCAAUUGUGUCUCAGAGGAAUGGCUGGAAAAUAAUGAACUACAUUCCCAAUGUCACCGUGUUUGCAUUGCCAUUCUUCAUUGGAUCAUCUGGCCCCAUUGAUAUGUGCAUAGGCACUAUAGUGAUGUUUAUAUGGACUAAAAUUAAUAGCCAAAGUGCUGCCUUACUAUCAUCCGCAGUUGCAGCUGGCUUGAUGUGUGGAGACGGUCUAUUUGCACUACCAUCAUCAAUGCUCACCCUUUUCAGUGUGGAGCCACCCAUGUGCAUGAAGUUCAUUCAGAGUGGAAAACAACUUGACUUGGCAGAUUCCUUCAUAAAAACUAUCUCCACGCCUGCAAAGCCAUGA